This is a messenger RNA of Aspergillus fischeri NRRL 181, 1167 nucleotides long. RefSeq lists its product as uncharacterized. The transcript has 3 exons. The record is from RefSeq and is a predicted model, not a curated record. Lineage: Eukaryota; Fungi; Ascomycota; Eurotiomycetes; Eurotiales; Aspergillaceae. Bases 1 to 1167 code for a protein of 388 amino acids.
AUGUUGUCGCUGUAUAAAUGCACAUCUUGCAAUGAGCUCAUCCAGCCUACGAAAGCGCGUCUCUCAUGUGCUUCCUGCGCGCCGCGCAUAACCCUAUGCGCCAACUGCUACGUUGUACAGAAUUAUCCUCCACAGCAUCAGGAUGAUCCCUCGCAUGCAAUCUCGCUGCACGCACAGAGCGGCUUCAUCCCUGUCCCUCCACCACCUCCACCACGAGCGCAGUCUGUCCGAAGCCCAUAUGUUCCUCCCCCGCGCCGUCCUAUAUCUAUUUCAAAUAGAGAUAGCGAUGUCCCGCCGAGGAAACCUCCACGUCCUACAAAUCCAGAACCAAGAAACGAAGAACCGGUGGAGAACACGGUGCCGGUAACGCCGAUGUCGAUGAAACCAGUACUGCAGAGCCCGCCACUAGAAAGCACUGAGCCAUCUCCUCAUCUACCAUCUCCAUAUUCAUCUACCAGCUGGACCCCGCUCUUUACCGAGGAUAUGAAACCCUCGGCUUCCUUCAUGAGAUUAAUCAAAGAGCUCUUCAGCCACCUAGACCCGCAGCGCACGGGGUAUCUCAGUCCAGAAGCCGUCUCUGAGUACAUAGACGUGUGUGGCGCACCACCUAGCCACAACGUUUGGAAAACGAGCCGCGCCAAAAACCCACAAUACGGCUACGACAUGGCCGACCACUUCACAGCAUACGGCGUCGACUUCGCCCUCCGUCGACGCACUCCACCCACAACACCCGUCAAUUCCCCUCUGGAUCCCCUGUCCUACCUCCCGCCCGCUCAGCGCUCUGCCAUGUCCGCAUUCAUGCCCGCCCAGUCCACACCCGCGAACUCCCUCUCCGGAGGACAAAAACCCAUGCUGUCAUUCCGAGGCUGGACGGACCUUACAGUCUGCAGUGUGCUUCUGAACCCGUCUGCAUCAUGCGGGCAGCUCAAUCGCGCUAUGCAGGCGUUCCAGUUGCCGGUUUGGACAGAGUGGGGCGAUAUUCCUCGGGAUAUGUUACCGCUUGCACCGUAUCAGCCGGAGGUUGAGAGGGUGAGAGUAUUGCUUGAGGGGGCGAGGCUUAAUGCGGAGCAGGAGGUUGAUGCAGUUCAUGCGAGGUUGAAGCUGGAGGCGAGGGGACAGCAGAAUGCGUUGGAUUUGUUGGAUGAUCGGGUUUGGGUUCGUUGGUAG